This is a messenger RNA of Pangasianodon hypophthalmus (striped catfish), 2677 nucleotides long. Its product is annotated as thiosulfate sulfurtransferase/rhodanese-like domain-containing protein 2. NCBI's taxonomy places the organism in Eukaryota, Metazoa, Chordata, Actinopteri, Siluriformes, Pangasiidae. The coding region runs from base 373 to 1791 and encodes 472 amino acids. The transcript has 9 exons. The record is from RefSeq and is a predicted model, not a curated record.
UUUUGGAUGAAUCUCAAAAAGUAACCUACGGAAUUUCGAGUGCACUAUAUAAAGUGUAAAAUGUAUUUGUUAACACCCUAAGUAGUGUACUUAUGUAUGGUGGUUGGAGAUAUUUGGGAUUAAUCUCCUUCUUACUUCGACAGAGAGGCUUUCGUGCUGCAAGGAGAAGUUUUAAAUGAACAGUAAUGCUGUUUACACAUUUUAACCAGUAAACACGGGUUCGUGUGAAAUUAAAGAAGACGUAAUUUUUAUCUAUAGGACAGUGUUGCGUUUUAUAGUGUAGUAGUUAAUUAGCCUGCGUAAUAAUCCCAUCCAUUUAUAACCAUGUGUUUUUAACUGCUGUAAACGUAUUGGGCUCAGUUGACUCACGUUAUGAUGGACGGUGAUGAUUUGGGAGAACGUGUACUUAUUCAUCUGGACGUAGAGAGUCUUAGUCCUGCGAUCGAUAAACAUGAGAAACAAGAGAAAUCAGAGUUUCCCACCACUCGGAAAUGCUACUCUUAUAUAAAGAAGAAGACUUUUGCAACAUUUGUGGCGUCUAAGAGGAUCCCGACAUCUAACCUAGACACCUCAUCACUUUGGCACUGCUGUGACGAGGCAUUCUCAGACCCCUCGUCCAUCCACAAACAUGUUUCCAUUGUCCAUGCGAAUGAGAUUGAUGAGCUCACCAGUGAAGCUCUGGAUCAGAUGCUGAAGCAAGCCAACGCCGAUGGCUCUGUACACGACCAUCCGAAUGACUGUCAGACAAAAGACGCUUCCUCCUGGAUGCCUGAUACAAGCCACCUUUCUGAGGACGAGCUUAGCAAAGGUCCAGGUGAAGUCAUCUUGUAUUACUGCUAUUGUCAGAUAAAAGAGCCCAGGUUCAUUUGUGACUGGCAGAAUGAGCUGUGUUCAAAGCUUCACCUCACUGGCAAGGUACGUGUGGCCACAGAGGGCAUCAAUGGAACAGUUGGUGGAACCAAAACAGCCACAAGCCUUUACAUCAAGGCAAUGCUGGCACAUCCCAUUUUCCAAGUAAUGCAAGUGGAAGAUUUCAAGACUAGUGAAGGUGGUGCAGAGUGCUUUCCUGAUCUUAAGGUUGGAGUGUAUAAAGAAAUCGUCCCAAUGGGUGUGGAUCCAGAUAUAAUCUCCUACAGAUUAGCAGGAACACAUUUGGAGCCUGAGGAAUUCCACAGGGAGGUGCAAUCUCUGCUCAAAGAUGGUUCCUCGAACAGUGAUACAAUUCUGCUGGACUGUAGAAACUUCUAUGAGAGUAAAAUAGGUCAGUUUAAAAAUUGUUUGGCACCGGAUAUCCGCAAAUUCAGCUACUUCCCUGACUACGUGGACAAGAACCUGGACCUGUUCUGCAAUAAGAAGGUGCUGAUGUACUGCACUGGGGGCAUACGGUGCGAACGAGGGUCAGCAUAUCUCCGUUCAAAAAAUGUAUGUAAAGAAGUUUACCAGCUGAAGGGCGGCAUUCAUAAGUAUCUGGAGCAGUUUCCUGAUGGUUUCUACCGGGGCAAGCUGUUUGUCUUUGAUGAGCGUUAUUCAAUCUCAUUCAACAGAGACAUCAUCUCAGAUUGUAGGUACUGUGGGAGUCCAUGGGACCAGUAUCAGCUCUGCUCUACUGAUUUCUGCUGCCAGCUUGUCUUAUCCUGCACCUCUUGCAGGCAGAAAGGCCUUACAGCCUGCUGCCCUGUGUGCCAAGCCAAAGAGCAGACGCCCAGCGGCAGCCCCUCGAGUGGACGUGUACACAAAGAAGAGUGCGACUGUACACGCUCCCGGCCCAGAAUCCCUAAAGACACUUUAUGAUAAGCAGGUCUCUGUGGCUUCCUGCGGUCUGGCAUCUAGUGCAGAAAAAAUAUUGUGUUUAGAGGAAGAUGACUGUAAACACUGUCAGUUUGAUGUAGGGCUGGACAAUAUGAUAUAAUAUCAUGAUAGAUUAUGUCACAUUUUUCUAAUACAUUGCAGUAUCACAACAGCCUUCUUUUAAUCUUUUAACAGUUAAUUUGGAAGCAGCUGAUUUGAUGAUAAAUUUUGUAGUGAAUCUUUUGAACUGCAAAAUUUUACAAAAUAAGAAUUAAAAGUACCAUUGAAUCCAGUUUUAACAGACUUUUUUAAAGCAACUAUUUUUUUGCUUGCAGUUUGUUACCAAACCUAUACAUUGGGACACACAACAUGUAUCAUGGAAAUGUCAAGUGUCAUAAUAUGAUAUUUUUGUCAUAUUGUCCAUCACUAUUGUGAAUGUAACAAGUCUGGUCAUUUUUAGAACCUCAGGUUGUCCUACAAAAUUACUUUAGAUAUCUACUUACUGCAUUGAAGUACAACUUUUGUGUUUGAUCUUUAAAACAUUUCAUACUCAUAACACAAAUAAAAUUUUAAAUGAGCUCUGCUGGAAAAAACUGAAACAAAUUACAUUGUCUAGAGAUCUUUAUUCCACGUUUUUAGUUACAUUAAUACAAAAUGACAAGGAAAUGCAUUAACAGAGACACAGAGUAAAUACUUCAAAUACAAGGACAUGGUUUUGGCAAUGCACAGAAAUACAAAACAAAGUACACAUCAUUUUCAGUUUGUUCAUUAUUUUCUUCAAAAGACGACCAAGCAAAUCUAUACAUCAAGUCUUACUACACACACAGGCACCGUAUGGAUUCCUUCUUCCCUUUGUGAGAAAGUGAAGUGAACCUUUGGCCAUAUACAC